GUUUAAUUUUCUCGAAAAAGAAAAUAAUCAGAAUUACCCACACCAAAUGAAAAACCGCGGGAUGCGGAGGCCGUGAACGACAAGUUGGGAAACACUGUUAGCAGCAUCGCAAGAUUCCGCCAAAAGUUCUCCUCAAUUCUUCCUUUCCGGCCACCGAUUUCGCACCAGUUCAGUUGGUUCAGCUGUAUCCUCCAAUUAAUUACUUCGAAGCUAGGACAAUGGUGGAGCGUAAACGCCAGUAGCUUGUGACACCUUUCUGUGGCUUCCAGCUAAAAUGCGCUCCAAGGAUAGGAUUUCAUACUUUUAUGAUGGGGACGUGGGAAGUGUUUACUUUGGUCCAAAUCAUCCAAUGAAGCCACAUCGGCUUUGUAUGACUCAUCAUCUUGUUCUCUCGUAUGAGCUUCACAAGAAGAUGGAAAUUUAUCGUCCCCACAAAGCAUAUCCUGUGGAACUUGCUCAGUUCCAUUCAGCUGAUUAUGUAGAAUUUCUGCACCGAAUAAAUCCAGAUACUCAACACUUGUUUGCUAAUGAGCUAUCUAAAUAUAAUCUUGGAGAGGAUUGCCCUGUCUUUGAGAACUUGUUUGAAUUCUGCCAAAUAUACGCUGGUGGAACAAUAGAUGCUGCACGCAGACUAAAUCAUCAACUAUGUGAUAUUGCAAUAAAUUGGGCAGGUGGCUUACAUCAUGCUAAAAAGUGCGAGGCUUCGGGGUUUUGCUACAUCAAUGACCUAGUUUUGGGGAUAUUAGAACUUCUAAAAUAUCAUUCUCGUGUUUUAUAUAUUGACAUAGAUGUGCAUCAUGGUGAUGGGGUAGAGGAAGCAUUUUAUUUCACUGACAGGGUGAUGACCGUUAGUUUUCACAAGUAUGGGGACUUGUUUUUCCCUGGAACCGGUGAUGUUAAGGAAAUAGGAGAAAGAGAAGGCAAGUUUUAUGCCAUUAAUGUCCCACUGAAGGAUGGAAUAGAUGAUGGUAGCUUCACCAGACUUUUCAGGACUAUUAUCUCCAAGGUUGUUGAAAUGUAUCGACCAGGUGUUAUUGUUCUCCAGUGUGGAGCUGAUUCAUUGGCUGGAGAUCGCUUAGGCUGCUUUAAUCUCUCUAUUGAUGGACAUGCUGAAUGUGUUAGAUUUGUCAAGAAAUUCAAUUUGCCAUUAUUGGUUACUGGCGGUGGAGGUUAUACCAAAGAGAAUGUAGCUAGAUGUUGGACUGUUGAAACGGGUGUUCUUCUGGAUACAGAGCUGCCUAAUGAAAUUCCAGAUAACGAGUAUAUCAAAUAUUUUUCUCCUGACCACUUGCUAAGAAUUCCAAAUGGGCAUAUGGAAAAUUUAAAUACGAAAUCUUACCUUAGCACGAUCAAAACACAAGUUUUGGAAAAUCUCCGUUUCAUCCAACAUGCUCCAGGUGUACAAAUGCAAGAGGUUCCUCCUGAUUUCUACAUUCCUGAUUUUGACGAAGAUGGGCAGAAUCCUGACGAGCGCAUGAACCGGCACACCCAAGAUAAGCAAAUCCAACGCGACGAUGAAUACUAUGAAGGAGAUAAUGAUAACGAUCACGAUAUGGAUGAUGCAUGAUGUUCAUUCUCAAUUGUUUUAAAGAAUAGAUGACUGACUUCAGUAGAACGAAUAUGUGUAAAUAGGUUGACUUGUCUAUUAUGUCUGUAGUUGAAAGAAAACAGGGUAGAGUAGUGAACGACAUUUUGGUCUUCCAUUUUAAGAAAAACGGAUAGAUUGAACAAUUUAGACACAACUUAAGGAAGUUCUUGGCUUAGAUUUUUGAGCUUUCUGAAGGUGAGUUAUGUUUAGAACAUUACGUUGUGUGGCUAAAGAAAGAACAUACUUGUUUGCUGGACAAUCAAA
This is a messenger RNA of Cucumis melo (muskmelon), 1852 nucleotides long. Its product is annotated as histone deacetylase 9. The coding region runs from base 275 to 1567 and encodes 430 amino acids. Gene Ontology annotation, molecular function: histone deacetylase activity. The record is from RefSeq and is a predicted model, not a curated record. The transcript is spliced from 15 exons. NCBI's taxonomy places the organism in Eukaryota, Viridiplantae, Streptophyta, Magnoliopsida, Cucurbitales, Cucurbitaceae.